Prorocentrum cordatum is the source of this 834-nucleotide messenger RNA. Lineage: Eukaryota; Dinophyceae; Prorocentrales; Prorocentraceae. The record is from the annotation of a GenBank genome assembly.
AUGGAGGAGACGCCGUCCGCCCCUCAGGCCAAGCAGCAGUUGCGGCAGUUGGGCAAGUCCGAGCUCGCGUCCAAGCUUGGCAAGCUCAGCAAGAUCCGCCACACCAUUCGGCACCCCACUGUAGGCCUGGUGAUCCACAUUGCGCAGGCCUUCGUGGAGGAGAAGGAGGUAGGUGACAAGUUGAAGUCGAAGGGAAAGAAGAUCGUGGACGCGCAGGUCGAGGCUGGGGUGUCGCCGAGUGGCGUGGUGGCCAAGUGCGACGUGGCGGCCCCGCUGGAAUACAACGCGGAGCAGAUCGAGGCCGCGGUCGUGGAGCCGCCGCCCAACCUCAUGGACGUCUUGCUAGAGAAGAGUCGCGAGGUCGUCGUGUUGAAGCGUCACCUCGAGCUCGCACAGGCUGCCUAUCUCGAAGGGGCUGGAGCCGUCGUUGCAGCGGGGCUGGACGUCCAGGUCUGCUGUGCCGCUGUCGGCCGCUCGAUGGAGCUGAUCGACACCUUCACCGGCCGCAAGCUCGCGUCCAUGGACGGCCACGCUGGACCGGUCAUGUGCGUCGCCGAGCUGGACGGCGACAUCGUCAGCGGCUCGAUCGACAAAACCAUCAGGCGGUGGAACUCGAGGACGGGGGAGGCGGUGACGACGCUCGAGGGGCACGCUGGCCCGGUUUGGUGCCUGCUGCGGGCCUGCGACAGCCUGUUCAGCUGCUCCGACGACCGACGCCACGAUCCGCCAGUGGGACAGCGCCACCGGCGCGCACGUGCGCACCCUCGCGGGGCACUCGGCCCCCGUCAGGUGCUUAUUGGCCGCCGACAUGGCGAUCUUCAGCGGCUCCGAUGA